Myzus persicae (green peach aphid) is the source of this 2732-nucleotide messenger RNA. RefSeq names its product AFG3-like protein 2 (gene Afg3l2). The record is from RefSeq and is a predicted model, not a curated record. Gene Ontology annotation, cellular component: membrane; m-AAA complex. Gene Ontology annotation, molecular function: ATP binding; metalloendopeptidase activity; zinc ion binding. The transcript has 12 exons. Bases 179 to 2470 code for a protein of 763 amino acids. Lineage: Eukaryota; Metazoa; Arthropoda; Insecta; Hemiptera; Aphididae. Gene Ontology annotation, biological process: protein-containing complex assembly; mitochondrial protein processing.
ACCGCUACGGCAGGGUAAAUUUUUGUCACCUGAUAACACACAUUUUCUGUAUAGGAUGAGAAGGGAAAUAUGUAAUUUAAAAUUUGUUCUUCUGUCUACUUACUCUACUUAAUUAUUUAAGCGUUUACCGUUGUAUGUAUUUUAAUCGUAUUAGUAGGUAUCCAGUUAACUUGUAGAAAUGUCGCAGAGAUUUUUUACCAUAUCGAAAAAGGUCGAGAGACUGUUGAUGAAUGGUAUCCGUACAGGCCGAUUAGACAAUUUCGCAUUAAACCGUCAAUUGAGUCUCUUGAGCAGGCGUCAAGUGUUACCGAGUUUAAACACUGUACUCAAACAGUGGACAAAUCUGUGUGAAAAACCACCAACAGGUUUUGAAAAGUAUUUUGAUAAAGACAAAAAAACUAAAAAUGAUCAAAAGUCUGACAACCCUGCUAGCAAACCGACAUCAUUCGAUAAUGCAUUUAAAAAGAAGAUUAAUCGAAUGUCACAAGGGUCUAGUUCUUCAGGUGAUUCUGAUAAAGAAAAAUGGAUACUUUAUGGUGUAGCAGGUGUAAUUGGAAUAAUCAGUCUCCUUGCAUUCUACAAUAUGAGCUAUAAAGAAAUCACAUGGAAAGAUUUUGUUAAUAAUUAUUUAAAUCGACAUGUGGUUGAAAAAUUAGAAGUUGUUAAUAAGAAAUGGGUUAGAAUCAAUCUACAACCAGGAUCUUCUAUCGACGGAAGUGCAACUCUAUGGUUUAACAUUGGUAGUGUGGACUCCUUUGAAAGAAGUUUAGAAAAUGCACAAGUAGAACUAAAUCUAGAGCCAGCCAAUUUUAUACCAGUUGUCUAUAAAACUGAAUUGGAAGCAGGCAGUUUCUCAGGGUUCCUUCCGACCUUAUUAUUCAUUGGAUUUUUAUUGUUUAUGAUGAGAAGGUCAGCUGAAAUGAUGACAGGUCGUGGUAGGCGAGGAGGUGGACUAUUUGGAGGCGUAAUGGAAUCUACAGCCAAACUUGUAGAUCCUAAAGACAUUGAUGUCCGUUUCAAGGAUGUUGCUGGUUGCGAAGAAGCCAAAAUAGAAAUCAUGGAGUUUGUUAACUUUUUGAAAAAUCCCCAACAAUAUUUGGAUCUUGGAGCCAAAAUCCCUAAAGGAGCUAUGCUCACAGGACCUCCGGGUACUGGUAAAACGUUACUUGCCAAAGCAACGGCUGGUGAAGCAGAUGUUCCAUUUUUAUCAGUUUCUGGUUCGGAGUUCUUGGAAAUGUUUGUUGGUGUUGGGCCAUCAAGAGUCAGAGAUAUGUUUACAAUGGCUCGUAAACAUGCUCCAUGUAUAUUAUUUAUUGAUGAAAUCGAUGCUGUUGGCAAAAAAAGAGGAGGUCGUAAUGUGGGUGGUCACUCUGAACAAGAAAACACUUUAAAUCAACUGCUUGUAGAGAUGGACGGGUUUAAUACAACUACUAACGUAGUGGUAUUAGCUGCUACCAACAGAGUCGAUGUUUUGGAUCAAGCGUUGAUGCGCCCUGGUCGUUUUGACCGACAGAUUUAUGUUCCAGCACCUGAUAUUAAAGGUCGUGCGUCCAUUUUUGGUGUGCACUUAAAACCAUUAAAAACAAAUUUAAAUAUUUUGGAGACUGCUAGAAAGUUAGCAGCUCGAACGCCGGGUUUUACAGGAGCGGAUAUCGCCAAUGUAUGUAAUGAAGCGGCAUUAAUAGCAGCCAGAGAAUUGGCUGCUAGUAUUUCAAUGCAGCAUUUCGAACAGGCCAUUGAGAGGGUUGUAGCUGGUAUGGAAAAGAAGAGUAGAGUUUUGCAAGCCGAUGAGAAAAAAAUAGUCGCCUACCAUGAAGCUGGUCAUGCUGUUUGUGGCUGGUUCUUACAGUAUGCAGAUCCAUUAUUAAAAGUUUCAAUUAUACCAAGAGGUAAAGGAUUAGGCUAUGCACAAUAUUUACCCAAAGAACAAUAUUUGUAUUCAAAACGUCAGUUAUUCGAUAGAAUGUGCAUGACUCUUGGCGGUCGAGUAUCAGAACAAGUAUUCUUUAAUGAAAUUACAACUGGUGCACAAGACGAUUUGAAAAAAGUCACUGAAAACGCAUAUGCACAGGUUGCACAUUUUGGAAUGAAUGAGAAAGUGGGUAAUAUCAGCUUUGACUUGCCUCAGCCAGGAGAAAUGACAUUUGAGAAACCUUAUUCGGAAACUACAGCCCAUUUGAUAGAUUCAGAAGUAAAAAUAUUGGUUUCUAAAGCGUAUGAUGAUACUAUGGAACUAGUUAAAAAACACAAGAGCGACAUAAUAAAGGUUGCUGAAAGAUUGUUAAAACAAGAAGUACUUAGUAGGGAAGAUAUGAUUGAACUUUUAGGGGCCAGGCCGUUCCAGGAAAAAUCGACUUAUGAGGAGUUUGUUGAAGGAACUGGUUCAAUGGACGAAGACACAACAUUGCCGAAAGGACUCCAGGAUUGGAAUAAAAACAGUGAAAAAAAAGAUGAUACAAAGAAAAAGUAGAUUAUUAUUUCGGUUGAAUUUAAAUGUUACAAUGUUAGUAUGUAGUCUGAAUAAAUAUGAUUAAGAAUAAGUUAUACAUAUUGUUUUGAAUAACAAUUAUUCCUUUCUCGUAUUUUAUGUAUGUUGCAUUUGCUUGUUCUAACAUUUCGUUUGUACGGAUUUCACGUUCUAUUCGAUAAUGUCUAAUUCACUUGUUUAUUAGUUGGUUUGCACCAUAUUAUAUUCGAUGUAUGUAUUACAGAAAAUAUAUUGGUAUCCUAGA